GAAAAAUUCCCAUCCUGCAACCGCGCGCACCCAUCAGCCUCCCAUUGCGACCACGACGAGCUCAAUCCUUCGCCAUGGCGCCUUCAAGAACAAAGACAGUGAAAAACAAGCAUGCCGGAAGUAAGGCAGUACAGGGAAAACACGCCAGCAAGAAACCCGGCCCGCCCGAUGGCAUCGUCAAGGCGAAGAAGAUAAAGGGCACCCCGCCAGCCAAAACGGCCGUGGGGAAGCAAAUCGUCAAGCUCCUGGAGAAGCGCAAGAAGAACAGGAACAAGACCUACACGGACGAGGAACUCGGCAUUCCGAAGCUGAAUAAGAUCACGCCCGUUGGUGUGCAGAAGCCCCGCGGCAAGAAGAAGGGCAAAGUCUUCGUCGAUGACAGAGAGAGUAUGACUACGAUUCUCGCCAUGGUGCAGGCGGAAAAGGAAGGGCAGAUCGAAUCCAAGAUCAUGAAGGCGAGGCAGUUGGAAGAGAUCCGAGAGGCGCGAAAACUAGAGGCCGAGAAGAAGGAGGAAGAGAAGAAGUCCAAACUCGAGGAGGUCAAGGAUAACCUGAGGAAGAAGAGGAAACGAAACAAGACCACCCCGAAAGACGAGGACAACGUCAACGAGCUUACAUCGACUGGGACCAAGGCCACGAGGCCGAAGAAGAAGGUAUCAUUCGCCUAGGGAGGUCCUGUGUCUGCGAAGCAUGCUGGGAUGACAAAAUGGGGGUGUCAAUUGAUCUGGGUAGGCUUCAUUCACUCUUCGGAUUAUGGAUUAUGCACGGCGUUUGUGGACAGGACAAAAUGCUCUUUCAAGUUGUAGUGAGAUCAGGCGUUCAAAGUACCUUAUAUACCACAAUCGUGUGUCAUUCAUGGGUCUCAAAAUACCCCAUGUACCUCAGGCCA
This is a messenger RNA of Sodiomyces alkalinus F11, 889 nucleotides long. RefSeq lists its product as hypothetical. The coding region runs from base 75 to 668 and encodes 197 amino acids. The transcript is spliced from 2 exons. Gene Ontology annotation, molecular function: mRNA binding. Lineage: Eukaryota; Fungi; Ascomycota; Sordariomycetes; Glomerellales; Plectosphaerellaceae. Gene Ontology annotation, cellular component: nucleolus; preribosome, large subunit precursor. Gene Ontology annotation, biological process: intracellular mRNA localization; ribosomal large subunit biogenesis. The record is from RefSeq and is a predicted model, not a curated record.